UACCAGAGUCAUCGCAAGUCAGUCACUUUUCUGCACCUCCAUUCAACGCCAGACCCACCCUUUGGACGACUUACCGUCGACAAAAAUGUCUCCCCAACUACUCUGGCUUCGUUGCGAAACAAAGGAGUUUGAGCGUCGUGCCGCGCUGACACCUACGACCUCCAAGAAACUGAUCGACGCUGGAUUCGAUAUCUAUGUCGAGCGGGACGAACAGAGGAUCUUUGACGAUGCGGAAUUCGAGGCUGUUGGCUGCAAGCUCGUCGCGAACAACUCCUGGCCCAGUGCGCCCACCGACAUCCCCAUCAUUGGGCUGAAGGAACUGCCCGAAUCGGACGCGCCCCUCCCCCACACUCACAUCCAGUUCGCGCACUGCUACAAGCGUCAGGCAGGCUGGUCAUCUAUCCUCGCGCGCUUCUACAAGGGCAAGGGCACGCUAUACGAUCUCGAAUUCCUCACGGACGACAGCGGUCGGCGAGUCGCUGCCUUCGGAUUUCAUGCCGGCUUUGCGGGCGCCGCCGCGGGUGCGCUCGCAUGCGCAGCACAGAAGAACGGCAAGGCCCUCGGCCAGCUGGAGCCAUAUGCCAACGAGGCAGCGAUGGUCGAGGCAGUGAAGCAGGCACUGGGCGGGACCGGAAAGGGUGUAAAGGCUCUGGUUAUCGGAGCGCUUGGCCGCUGCGGACGAGGAGCAGUCGACCUCUUCAGGAAGAUCGGUCUGGACGAGGACGACAUCGUCAAGUGGGAUAUGGCAGAGACGGCUAAGGGAGGCCCGUUCCAGGAGAUUCUGGACGUCGAUAUCUUCGUCAACUGCAUCUAUCUCAGCUCGCCGAUCCCGCACUUCCUCACCCGAGAGCAACUCCAGGCCGCCGGCAAGAGCAGGCAGCUCUCGGUGGUUGUAGACGUGAGCUGCGAUACUACCAACCCUCACAACCCGAUCCCUGUAUACAGCAUCAACACGACGUUCUCGAAGCCGACGGUGCCUGUAGACGUUGGGCCUGAAAACCCGCCGCUGUCCGUGAUCUCGAUUGACCACCUGCCCACGCUGCUGCCGCGGGAGGCGUCAGAGCAAUUCAGUUCAGAUUUGCUGCCGUCACUGCUAGAACUGCCGAAUCGCAAGACUGCGCGAGUCUGGGUGGACGCGGAGAAACUGUUCCAGGAAAAGCUGGCCGAGGCUGUCAAGGCAGAGGGGCUGGCAUAGCCCGGGUGCAGGUCGCGAUGCGUUGUGCGUGCGGUUGACCGAGCGCGAAAAAGUAGAUAGAAGCCAGCAGGAGUGUACUCAGGAGCGUCAUGCGGCGCUGACGGAAUGCAACAGAUCCAGAUCAGGCAUGCGAUGGAUGAGACGGACGCAGGGCAGCGGCGGGCUGUACUUGAGUGUUUGACACAUUGACGGCGCGCGGAUAGACGCCUGGGUGUGGCAGCGGGGCGGCUGGGACACGUCGAGUGCACCUGCGAGCUGCGCACGGCGGCCAGGGCGUGUGCGCGGUGUGAGGGCCGCAUUGGAGCCGUGUGCAGACUGGGCAGCUGCGCGAGGAGGACGGGAGAGAGCUCGUGGACGCGGUUGCUAAGGCGGAGGCUUACAAGGCGGUGGUGGAUAGACGCGUAUAAGGCGUGCUGCGGACAUCUCUGUUCUCCAUCUUCGU
Molecule: messenger RNA, 1637 nt
Organism: Rhodofomes roseus
Lineage: Eukaryota; Fungi; Basidiomycota; Agaricomycetes; Polyporales; Fomitopsidaceae
Product: saccharopine dehydrogenase
Exons: 4
Coding region: 86-1195 (369 amino acids)
Cellular component (GO): cytoplasm
Molecular function (GO): saccharopine dehydrogenase (NAD+, L-lysine-forming) activity
Source: RefSeq, a predicted model, not a curated record